Messenger RNA from Chelonia mydas (Green sea turtle), 3986 nucleotides. RefSeq names its product toll-like receptor 5. Gene Ontology annotation, molecular function: protein binding. Lineage: Eukaryota; Metazoa; Chordata; Testudines; Cheloniidae. The coding region runs from base 310 to 2274 and encodes 654 amino acids. The transcript has 3 exons. The record is from RefSeq and is a predicted model, not a curated record.
CCCGCUGAGUAAACAGCAACCGAGGUGGGGGCUGGAGCCUCCUGGGAGCUGCUGUCCUCUUCCAUGGUGGGGGCUUAAAUAAAGCUGGAGCAGACGGGUUUUUGGCAAAGGGCACAGGCGGUGAACGCGGCUGCUGCGCAGUAUCUCCAGCACGAAUCCUCGCUCCCUCAGGGAUGGGAUGCAGAGAUCAAGUUUCUUGACACCUUAAAUGACUGCUUCUUGGAGCACCUAGUCCUGGAAACCACCAGAGGAGGCAAUUCUUGAUUUAAUCCUAAAUGGAGCACAGGAUCUGGUCCAAGAGAUUCCACCAUGCUCAGACACCUUUGUCUCCUAGCGCUCUGGCUGCUGGGCUCUAGUGCUGCCCUGGCUGACGUUCAGCGCUGUCAUGCCUCCAGGGUCCAGGCUUCAGUGGUCUCCAGCUGCCAAGCUCAACACCAUGAGACGCUGCCGGAAAUUGACCCAUCCACCCAGAUCCUUCUGCUGAAUUUCAACCUCCUCUCCAACAUCUCGGCCUCUUCCUUCCCCAGGCUGGAGAGGCUCAGGAAGCUGUCUCUGGGAUGUCAGCUGGGGGGAUCACUCUCCAUUGGAGAGAAGGCCUUUGAGAAGGUGGCCAAUAUCACGUUCCUGGACCUUGGGGGCAACAGGAAGCUGAGCCUCCAACCCACGGCCUUGGCUGGCUUGCAGCAGCUCGAGGUGCUCCUGCUGGAUGCCAAUGGCCUUGACGAGACUGUGCUGGAGGGUGGCUACUUCCAAGAUUUAGUGUCCCUCAAAAGACUGGAUCUCACAGGGAACCAGAUAAAGAGGCUGAGACCCGAUUCCUCUUUCCAAGGCUUGAAGCUGCUGGCUUUCCUCCAGCUCCGGCUGAACAGGAUCAAGACAAUCUGCGGGGAGGAUCUGACCCACCUCGGGGGACGACACCUGUCUCUUCUAGAUCUCUCGUCCAACCUUCUGUCCUAUAGGGACCCUUGGUACAACCACUCCUGCCCCAGUCCCUUCCGCAACAUCACAGUGGAAACUCUAGAUGUCUCCUCCAACCCGUGGGAUGUGGGUAGUGCUGAACGGUUCUUUAAGGUCAUGGCGGGUGCCCAGGUAUGGCAUCUGAAGUUACAGCACUCGGGGGCCAUUGGGAGGGGGUUUGGGUUCAAUAACCUGCAGGGCCUCUCUGCCAGCACCUUCUCAGGGCUCAGCCGGAGCAGGGUCCUCUCUUUCGACAUGUCUCACGGCUUCCUCUCCAAGCUGGGGCCUUUGGUCUUCUCGGGUCUCCCUGAGCUGCGCGCGCUGCGCCUGGCAUCCAAUCAGAUCCACGAGAUCUGUGGGGAGGCCUUUGCUGGACUGCAGCACCUCUGGACCCUGGACCUCUCCCACAAUCUGCUGGGGGAGCUGAACACGAAGACUCUCCAGAGCCUAAGCUCUUCCCCACUGCUGCACCUCAACCUCAAGUCCAACCACAUUGGGGCCAUCCAGCACAAUGCCCUGGAGGGACUGAGGACCCUGCGGAUGCUGAAUCUGCAGGACAACGCCCUCUCACGCAUGCUGUCAGGGCGGCUCCCUGCCCUGGAGCGCCUGCUGCUGGGCCAGAACAGGAUCAAGGACACUUGGGGAAUUGGGAAGCUUUCCACAAACCUGACCUUCCUUGACUUGUCUUCCAACCGCAUGCAAGACCUGAGGGGACUCUGGAAUGAGCUGAGGGGCAUCCCUGCCUUGCAGUUCCUAAACCUUUCAGACAACCUGAUCUCAAGGUGCUCUGAGCGCCAGGACAGAGCCAUACCCAAGCGCAGUCAGCUCAGGGUGCUGGAUCUUUCCCAGAACUCCCUGAAUAUUAUCUGGAAUGCAGGGGGCUGUGUGGAUGUCUUCCACCAUCUAGACAGGCUGACAGCCUUGAAUCUCAGCAGAAACAACCUCCAGACCUUGCCUGAGGGCCUCUUCCAGGGGCUGGUGUCUCUCCAGGCUCUGGACCUGUCUGGGAACCUCAUGGCCAUGCUUCCUGAUGGGUUGUUCCAGGAUCUGCGCUCCCUGCAGGUGCUAGGGCUGCAGAGUAACCCCUUGGUGACCCUGUCACCAUCUGUUCUUCAGCCACUCCAGGCACUGGCAUUCCUGAAUCUCCAGGAGGUCUCUCUGCUUUGCCACUGCAGCUUGCAGGACCUGGAGGCUUGGCUGCACUCCACCAAUGUGACCCUGAGUGCUGGGAAGCAAGGGGUCACCUGUCUUGUACCCACCCCUCCCUUCCCAGGAAUGCCCCUCCUUUUCUUUACCCAAAGCAGCUGUGUCCAGUAGUACAGCCCAUGCUGUGCCCAGCUUUCCCCAGCAUAGGAUCCCACCUGUGCGGCUUUAAAAGCUGUUCCAUAUGCUGUGCGCUUGGCACUGAACUGUGAUACUUAUGCGAUCACAGGCUGCGAUGCCCAGGCACCUGCAGCUGUGAACCAGUUUCCCAAAGGCAUAAACACAGCCUGGACUAGGAGUCAAGGCAUCUUGGUUCGACUCCUAGUUCUGGGAGUAGAGUCUAGUAGUUAGAGCAAGGGGAAGGAAGUAGGGUCUAGUAGUUAGAAGGAUGGAGCUGGGGUGGGGGUUCAGUUGUAUUCCUGGUUCUGGGGUCUCAUGGAUCAGAAUAGGGGGGCUCAGAGUCAUGACUCCUGAGUUCUGUUUCCAUUCUGUGGGGUCUAGUGGGUUGGAGUAGAGGGCUGGGAGUCAGGCUCCCUGGUUUCCAGCUCCAGGAGGAGAGAGGUCUAGUAGUUAAAGCAGGGGUGUUGGAAGUCAGGAGUCCUGGGUUCUAUUCACAGUCCUGCCCCUGCCUGUAUAACCCUGUACAACAAUUCUCCUUUGCCCAUCUUACAGUAGAGGCAUUGGGAGAUUUCAUAAAUCUCUGGGGUGUUAUAAAGUGCUCGGUGUCAUCACCUUUAUUCUUCUAAUGCCUGUAGAAUGGGUUGAAAUCCCUUAUAGCUCCUGGCAUGGCAGGAACUAUGCUUUCUCAACCCUGGAGGAUUAUGGGUACACUGUGGGCAUUAGGCAGGGUCUGUUUAGCACAGAUGCAAGUUAAAUCACUAGCUACACUCCAGUCACUGGGGUCUUGUCUUUCUUAGGGAACAAGGUGUGAUUUUAACACGUUAGCCCAUAUCUGUUAACUAACCCUGUUGACAUGUUGAAAUCAUAGUGCAGACCAGGUGAGCUGCAGUUUUAACAUGGUUAGUCUCUAAGGUGCCACAAGUCCUCCUUUUCUUUUUGCGAAUACAGACUAACACGGCUGUUACUCUGAAACCAGUUUUAACACGUUAGCUUGUCAAGGUAAACCCAUAUUAAACCUACAAUCACUUUGUCUAUACUAGGAUUUUAACAUGUGUUUAAAAACACACAUUUUAUCCUUACUUAGACCAAGGGAUGCGCUCACCCAAGAGGAGUGCUGGUAUUAUUCAUUAUUCUUAUAUUGUGUUAACGUAGUGCCUAGGGAUCCUAGUCAGGACCCCUUGGUGCUUGGUGCUGUACAAACACAGAACAAAACUCCCUGCCCCUACUUCAAAAAUGACCCACAAGGCAGUGCGCUGGACAGUGACACAGGGGGCACUCGUACACCUACUCACAGUGCAGUGUGCCGUUUGCUUUCACAGCCUCUCACAGUGAGGCUGCGUGGUACUGGCAAAGGCCAUGCUGGUGACACUGGAACAGCAGCAGCUGUAUGCUGGCAAAAAUACUAUUGGUAAAACUUUCAAGGGUGGAUGUGGCCUUAGAUUGCAAACUCUUUGGGGCAGGGACUGUCUUUUAGUUCUGCACAUGUACAGCACCUAACACAAUGGGGUCCUUGUCCAUGACUGGGACUCUAGACGUCAUCACAAUACACAACAUAAUUAAUAACAAUGUAUGUAGACAUGGUUGGGGCUUGCAGAUGGGAGCUGGGAUUUUGUAUGAGUGCUAUUUCCUAAAUGGUCUCUCUGAAAUAGCAGUGUUGAUUUUUUGUUGUUACCUUUGCCAAUAAAACCUCAAAUUCUUAAAUGCAA